Messenger RNA from Puccinia graminis f. sp. tritici CRL 75-36-700-3, 741 nucleotides. RefSeq lists its product as uncharacterized. The coding region runs from base 1 to 741 and encodes 246 amino acids. The transcript is spliced from 2 exons. NCBI's taxonomy places the organism in Eukaryota, Fungi, Basidiomycota, Pucciniomycetes, Pucciniales, Pucciniaceae. The record is from RefSeq and is a predicted model, not a curated record.
AUGGGCGGCCAUUUAAGAAAUGGACGCAACAUCUCUGUUGAACAACAACAACGAGAACUCGAACGCGAGCAAAGAGAGCUCACACAACCAGACCACCGACAGCAGGACUCAGGAGCCAGAGCUGGACUUGUUGGACUACAGCGAGGAGAUGACUCGCUAUACCAACUUAGCCCCGCUGCAACUGAGCGGCUUCAAACGUUUAACCAGAAACCUACCUUCCCUCAGCAAAGCCAGCGUGAGGAUGAGAAAGUCAGGAGCACCACCAACGGAGCAGGGAAUCUCGCCAGCUCUCAUCAACUCAUGAGCAACGUCUUUGGCGUUAGAAACUAUGUCGACCAGAUCGACACCGGUCCCACACCCUAUAGAACGCCAGGAAUUCACAGUCCACAUGAAUACCGCGACAGGGCUCCAGAUUCAAUCAAUCUACGACCCCUAACUCCAGCCUGGGAGGGCCCAGAAGACAUCAUAGUGGACAACCCUCAACUGGAAACGGUGAUAAAUCUAUUCAACGACCAGUGGUUGAUGUUUGUCCAAGCGAGAGAAAAUCAGAACGUACCUAUGAUGCGUUUGGCACUCCAGCAAGCGGUGGGAAGUCAGGAAGUUAUCAGGAAUCUAGCUGGAGGGGAGGAGAUGCUCAGGAUCUGCGAGAAUUGGAUCGCUCGCGAAGAACUAGCGGACUUAGAGAGGUCGGAACAGAACAACCCUACCCCGCAAGUUCAAAGAUUAGCCAUCACCCAAUGA